Molecule: messenger RNA, 318 nt
Organism: Paecilomyces variotii
Lineage: Eukaryota; Fungi; Ascomycota; Eurotiomycetes; Eurotiales; Thermoascaceae
Exons: 2
Coding region: 1-318 (105 amino acids)
Source: RefSeq, a predicted model, not a curated record
AUGGCCCUACAAGAAAAGGAACCACAAACUACGAACCACAUGGGCACCAGUACCCCGGAUGCGGGAUUCUGGCGCCGGUUCUCCAUUGCUGUCCACGCGGAAGAAGCAGCUAAGACUCCCACUCCUGAUAAAGAGUGGACGUUCUGGACGGAUGACUGGCUCAAAUCUCAACGUCGGAAGAAAAUACGCGCGCGUCUCCUCGGCUGGCUGCUGGCGUUCUUCAUAAUCGGUUUUGGUGUCGGUGCCGGCAUCGUGAUCUGGUUAUUGGCGAAAAACCAUUGGGAUCCUUAUGCGGCAUUCAAUAUUUCUAACCGGUAG